CGGGGAGCGAGCCUAAAAGGGAUCUUUUUUUGGGGGGGGGGGGGCUUUUUUUGCAACCCUCAAAAGCUGCUGGGCCACCGGUGGGGGACGACAGUUUCUUCUCUUCCUGCAUCUUCUUUCUUGGGAAAAAGAGAAAGAUCUGAGCUGGCCAGGAAACCAGGCUUGUGUUCCAUACCGCUUGCUGGUGGCGACGAUGAAACGGCUGGCAUGGAGGGCGUCGCUGACAGGUCCAUCUUUCUUGGGCAGAACCCGGGCGUGCUCCUCCGAUUCCACUGCAGGUCUCCUGCUUCAGGAGAAGAUGGCUCCAGGUACUGAUAUUGCUGUCAAAGAAGAGCAGCGCAUGAAUCCUCUUGGCAUCCAGAUGCUCUCGAAGGGUCUUCACGAGCAGAUUUUCCGGGGGGCCGAAGUCCGUUAUUCGGAGGAGGACAUCCAGAAGAGCGUAGAACACUUGCAGAAACAUGACUUGUGGGGCAAAGAGACCUCCAUCAUUCCUGAUGUGGAAUUGCAGCUUCCCCGGAUGUAUGGCAAUAACAUAGAUGAACAUUUCUGCCGCUUGGCUGAGGCGCAAAGCCUCCCCUAUCUGGAGGCUGCCAAGGAACUUAUUCAGCAUGAGAUGCCGCCGAGGCCCACGGAAUGGGCCUGGGAGGUGGGAUGGACUCAGUACGGUCCCGAUGGAGAGAGGAGAAAGGUGGACUUCCCCGAUGAACGAGCCUUGGUCUUUGAUGUGGAGGUGUGCAUGGAAGAAGGACAUUGUCCCACCCUUGCAGUGGCUCUGUCGCCCAGUGCUUGGUAUUCGUGGUGUAGCAAACGUUUGGUGGAACAACGGUAUAGCUGGUCUAACCAGCUCAGUCUUUCUGAUCUCAUCCCUCUGGAAAACAGCAACAGCCUCAAAAGGCAGGACAGCCAGGAGAAGCUGGUGGUGGGACACAACGUCUCCUUUGACCGGGCUCGCAUUAAAGAACAAUACCUGAUCCAGGGAUCCCAAAUGCGAUUCCUGGACACAAUGAGCAUGCACAUGGCUAUCUCAGGACUGACCGGUUUCCAGCGUAGCCUUUGGAAGGCGGCCAAGCAGGGCAAGGGGAGAGGACUUCAACAGGUCCAGCAGCACAUCAAGAAGACAAGCAGAAAAGGCAAUGGACCCAUGGUUGGCUCUUGGAACUGGGUGAACAUCAGCAGCAUCAACAACCUGGCAGAUGUCCAUUCCCUCUACGUUGGGGGGCAGCCGUUGCAGAAAGAAGCUCGCGAACUUUUCGUCAAGGGCAGCAUGAAUGAUAUAAGGAAUAAUUUCCAGGAGCUGAUGAAUUACUGUGCCCUUGAUGUUCAGGCAACUUACGAAGUAUUCCACGAGCAGCUCCCUCUUUUCUUGAAAAGAUGUCCACAUCCCGUGACGUUUGCAGGUAUGCUAGAAAUGGGGGUUUCUUACCUGCCUGUUAAUCGGAAUUGGGAGAAGUACCUGGAUGAAGCUCAGGUCACUUAUGAGGAGCUGCAAAAGGAGAUGAAGAAGUCUUUGAUGAACUUGGCAGACAAUACUUGUCAACUGCUUCAUGAGGAGAGGUACAAAGACGACCCCUGGAUGUGGGAUCUGAAAUGGGACCUCCAAAAAUUUAAGCAAAAGAAAACGCAACCAACGAGGAAGAAAAAGGAAGACGCCAACAAAGAGCCACCCAAAGUAGAGGAAAAAGCACCUCCACUGGAGUGGCAGGAAGAUCCUGGUCCCCCGACAGAAGAAGAAGAGCAAAGCCAAAAGGCCAGCCAACAGGUUCUUCAGAGUCUAAAGGAGACGGUGAUUUUGCAGCCAAAGAGAAUACAGCAUCUCCCCGGCCAUCCAGAGUGGUAUCGCAACCUGUGUCCACGGCUCAAUGAUCCUAAUUGGGCCCCUGGACCCAGCCUUAUCAGUCUUCAAAUGAGAGUGACUCCAAAGCUCAUGAGGCUCACCUGGGAUGGCUUUCCAUUGUACUACUCUGAGAAACACGGCUGGGGCUACCUGGUGCCAGGAAGGAAGGACAACCUGUUAGAGGAAGAUCCAGACGCUGCAUUGCCCACCUGUCCUUUCAGGGUCAUAGAACAUCUGUAUCGGGAAUAUUGCAAGGGGAAAGGGAAGGAGCAACCAGUUUCCCUUGACAGCUACCUGGAAGAAGAGUUCUUAACGGAAAACGGUGAUUUUUGGCAAAAGUUUGAGUUGCUUGGCCAUGUGGAUGUGGAUACAGAUGUGGACUCCAUAACUAGAGAUCUGAGACAGGAGGAGAAGGAAUCGAGGAAGAGUUCUCCUGAAUAUCACCAUGGCAACGGACCUUACAAUGAUGUCAAUAUACCUGGAUGCUGGUUUUUUAAGCUGCCUCACAAGGAUGGCAAUGCCAACAAGGUGGGAAGCCCAUUUGCCAAGGAUUUCUUAUCCAAGAUGGAAGAUGGUACCCUGAAAGCUGGAAUAGGAGCAGCCGAUGGGACCCAUGCUUUGGAAAUCAACAAGAAAAUCUCCUUCUGGAGAAACGCUCAUAAACGCAUCAGUUCACAGAUAGUGGUUUGGUUGAAGAAAGGAGAACUGCCAAGAUCUGUGACUAGGCAUCCAGACUACGAUGACGAGAAUGCUUAUGGAGCCAUCCUGCCACAAGUUGUGACCGCUGGAACAGUAACUCGGCGCGCUGUGGAGCCCACGUGGCUGACCGCCAGCAAUGCCAGGACUGACCGGGUGGGCAGUGAGCUGAAAGCUAUCGUCCAGGCUCCUCCAGGUUACCAUCUGGUUGGAGCUGAUGUUGAUUCUCAAGAACUUUGGAUUGCAGCUGUUUUGGGAGAAGCCCAUUUUGCUGGCAUGCACGGCUGCACUGCUUUUGGCUGGAUGACGCUUCAGGGGAAGAAGAGCAAUGGCACAGAUUUGCACAGCAAGACUGCCUCCACCGUGGGCAUCAGCCGAGAGCACGCCAAGGUGUUCAACUAUGGACGCAUCUACGGGGCAGGGCAGGCGUUUGCUGAGCGUCUCCUCAUGCAGUUCAACCACCGCCUGACAGAACAGGAAGCCGGUGAGAAGGCCCGGCAAAUGUACGCCGUCACAAAGGGAAUCCGACGUUGCCACCUGUCUGAAGAUGGGGAAUGGCUAGUGGAUCAACUGGGCCUCACAGUAGAAAGAGGAGAAGAUGGUUCCAUACCCAUGCAAGACGUGUGGCGGUUGCAAAGAGAAGCAAAGAAACGGUCUCGUAGGAAGAAUUGGGACAUGGUACGCCAGCGAGUGUGGGCCAGUGGCACGGAGUCUGAAAUGUUCAACAAACUGGAGAGCAUCGCCAUGUCAGAAGCACCCAGCACCCCAGUGCUGGGCUGCCGAAUUUCUAGAGCGUUGGAGCCAGCAGCUGUUGGGAACGAGUUUGUGACCAGCAGAAUAAAUUGGGUGGUUCAGAGUUCAGCUGUGGAUUAUCUGCAUCUGAUGCUCGUAUCUAUGAAAUGGCUCUUUGAUGUAUUUGACAUUGACGGACGUUUUUGCAUCAGUAUCCAUGAUGAAGUGCGUUACUUGGUCAAGAGCGAGGAUCGCUACCGGGCAGCCCUUGCCUUGCAGAUCACAAACCUCCUCACACGGUGUAUGUUCGCCUAUAAACUCGGUCUUAAGGAUCUACCUCAAUCGGUGGCCUUUUUCAGUGCCGUAGAUAUUGAUCAUUGUUUAAGGAAAGAGGCGACAAUGGAUUGUGUCACACCAUCCAACCCAGGAGGACUGGAACAAAGCUACAACAUCCCCCAAGGCGAAGCUCUGGAUAUAUACAAACUUAUUAAAAUAACAAAAGGUUCCUUGGAAAAAGGAAAAUGAAAUUUGAUUUUAGAAGCUAACUGGGCACCCUUCCUCCCAGCGGGAUCCUCCAGAGGGGAAUCUCUUGGUCAUGGACAUCUGCUUUUUCUUCUCACUCCAAGUCAAAAAGAGGAGAACAGGCAUCUCUGUGGCUCCCAGGGCCAACGUGGUGAAUUAGAGACCAAAAGGAAAAGUUGCAAAUUUAAUGUGCCUUAACAGAAACAGGCCAUGGACAAGUCAUCAGCAGGUUGCCAAUACUGCAAGCACGGAAGGUUCUCUGUGCAAAGGAUAUGGUGAAGAAACACUUUUCCAAUAUACUGUAGAUUACUUGAGAAAGAUGGGCUCCUUGCGGGUGUUAAAACGGUGCGAAGCCAGCAAUUUGAGAAGAAACGGAGCCGCUCUCAUUUUUUUCGUCUUUUUUUCUUGGGUUCUCUGCUGGUGUUUGACUGGGCAGAUGCAACGCUCUGGAAGAAAUAAAAAAAAAGAGCACAUCGGGAAACCCACAACAGUAACCAGCAAAUGACUGAAAUAGUGCAAGCUAAACUACCGUAUUUUUUAUACGGAGUAUAAGAUGCACCUUUUUCCCCCCAAAAAAGAGGGCGAAAUUCUGGGUGCAUCUUACAUUCCAAAUGUAGCCCCGCCCAGGUUCUCAAACGGAGGUUUCAGGGGCUAAAAAAAGCCCCAAAUGGAGCUUAGAAAAAAAGCCCCAAACGGAGCUUCAGAACAGAGCUUCAGAGGCUUUUUUUUCUGAAGUUCUGUUUCGGAGGCUUUCAGAGGCAGAAUUUUUUUUUUUUCUGAAGGAGUUUUGGAGGCAGAAAAAAAAGGAAAAAAAAGCAAGGCACAGAUCUCACAACCAAGGAACCUGUUGCUAAAAUUCACCUCUGGGAACAGCUGAUUGGGGGUAUUCCGGAAGGCCAAUCCACCUGCCAAUUAGCUUUUUUCUUAUUUUCCUCCCCAAAAACUAAGGUGUGUCUUAUACUCUGAAAAAUACGGUAGUUACAUCUGUUAUACAAAUCCUCCCAAACAUUUUGGAAGGGUUUUGGGGGGUUUUUUUGGCCUGUUAAGAUACUUUUCAAGGGAAGAAACAGAAAAGAACAAUGGUAAGGAUGGAGAGCCCGCAACAAAAUGUUUCGGGAUUUGCUUUUUUUUUUUUUUUAAAUUAAAAGUAUUCAUGGAAGCAAGUAAAUGU
Molecule: messenger RNA, 4955 nt
Organism: Ahaetulla prasina
Lineage: Eukaryota; Metazoa; Chordata; Lepidosauria; Squamata; Colubridae
Gene: POLG
Product: DNA polymerase gamma, catalytic subunit
Exons: 23
Coding region: 194-3787 (1197 amino acids)
Biological process (GO): mitochondrial DNA replication
Cellular component (GO): mitochondrion; gamma DNA polymerase complex
Molecular function (GO): 3'-5' exonuclease activity; DNA binding; DNA-directed DNA polymerase activity
Source: RefSeq, a predicted model, not a curated record